Molecule: messenger RNA, 1098 nt
Organism: Acanthosepion pharaonis
Lineage: Eukaryota; Metazoa; Mollusca; Cephalopoda; Sepiida; Sepiidae
Source: the annotation of a GenBank genome assembly
AUGGCUAAUGCCUCAGGACCUCAUUCUAUUCUUCUCUCUCUCUCUUUCUCUCUCUCUAGUUUUCAGCCUCCUCACUCUUUUUGCCGUUUUCUCUCUAUCGUUUUCCUUUAUUUCUCCAAUAUGUUUCCCCUUUAUUUCUCUUUCUCUGAUUCACUAUGUUCCUCUCAUACUUUUAAUCUUUCUCGCCUUUUUACAUUCGUUUCUUUUUUUCAUACCCAUUUUUUAAUAUGGUUUUCUAUCGUUUUCUUCUCCUACCACUCUCUCUUAUUUUCAUCUCUCUCUCUUUUAACUCUCUCUCUUUUAACUCUCUCUCUCUCCCUCUUUUCUUCUUACUGUAACAUUCGCUAUCUCUCUUCUUCUUCUUCUUCUUCUUCUUCUUCUUCUUCUUCUUCUUCAACUUUCCUCCCACUUCUCUCUUUCCAUAAUACAUUAUAUCUGGGCCCUCUUUUUAUUUAUCUCCCCAUUCCAUUUCACCCCUCUCUCUCUCUCUCUCUCUCUCUCUCUCUCUCUCUCUCUUUCCCCUAUUUCUUUUGUUGCAUGAUUGGUCUCUUUCCAUCUAUCUUUUCUCCCCUCUCUAUACCAUUUCCCUACUCUCUUCAUCCCAUUUCCCGUCUCUCUCUCCUAUUUGUUCUCUCUCCUUGUUCUUCUCUCCUAUCUCCAUAUCAUUUCCUCAUCCUCUCUUUCCUUAAGUACAAGUACUUCUUUCUUUUCUUCUAUAAUUGUUUCCUUCCCUCUUUCUGUACUCUUCUCUCCGUCGCAUUUUGUCUCUCUCUGCUAUUUUCUACUUUAAUUUUCUCCCACUUAUCUCUUUCUCGCAUCUCCAGACCACUCUCUCUCUCUCAUUUCUUUUCAUUCCUCUUUUCUUCCAUCUUCAUACCAUUUCUCCAUUUUUUAUCUUCCCUUUUUCUUUUCUCUAUAAUUGUCCUAACUCCUUCCUCUUCUCUCUCAUAUCCAUUCCAUUCUCUUUCUCUCUCUCUUUCUCUCUCUCUCUCUCCGUCUCCUGUUCCUCUACCAAUUUUCUUCCAUUGCUCUCUUUUAUUCUGCCAUCUCCAUAAUAUUUUUCUAUUCUCUUUUUCUAUCCACUUUUCUUUUCUCUAA